Molecule: messenger RNA, 906 nt
Organism: Colletotrichum karsti
Lineage: Eukaryota; Fungi; Ascomycota; Sordariomycetes; Glomerellales; Glomerellaceae
Product: aldo/keto reductase
Exons: 2
Coding region: 1-906 (301 amino acids)
Cellular component (GO): cytosol
Molecular function (GO): aldose reductase (NADPH) activity
Source: RefSeq, a predicted model, not a curated record
AUGGCAUCCACCACUGUCGCUCCUAUUCCCCGCCUGAUAUACGGCACGGCCUGGAAAAAGGCUCAGACCGCUCCCCUCGUCGUCUCGGCGCUGUCUGCCGGCUUUCGCGGCUUGGACACCGCGGCAUCCCACCAUUAUUACGAGGAGGGCGUUGGCGCCGGCCUCCGAACAUGGCUGACCCAGAACCCAAGAACCAUCUCCCGCUCGUCACUCUACAUCCAGACCAAGUUCUCCCCGGCCCCUUCUGAGCUGCCGAUUCCCGAUCAAGUGCACAGCCAAAUCGCCACCUCACUUAAGCGCUUGUCCGUCUCAGACUCCCUGUUCAAAGACGGUCCUGAGGCAUCAACACCACCGGAUGAGAAUCCAGACUUCUAUCUGGACUGCGUCCUUCUCCACUCGCCGUACGCAGCUCACGAAGACACGCUCUCGGCCUGGCGCGCCCUAGAGUCAUAUGUUCCCCACCGUAUUCGUACUAUUGGCAUCUCCAACGUGGAUCUGGAUGAGCUGCACGCACUCUGUAACGACGCUGCUGUGAAGCCUGUCGUGGUCCAGAACCGUUUGAAUCCGAAAGAGGCUUACAACACCCCGGUCCGAGUCUUCUGCCGUGAGCAUGGUAUCAAUUUCCAGUCUUUCUGGACUUUGACUGCGAACCCGGGCAUCGUCAAGAGCGACUACGUGGGAAAGAUCGCCGCAGCAGUCGGUGUCAGUAACGAGACGGCCAUGUACAGCCUCGUCUUGGGCUUGGGAGACCACGUCAGUGUUUUGGACGGUACCACGAACGAGUCUCGCAUGAAGGGCGACCUCGAAGGCGUGGAGAAGGUGGCCGCAUGGGCUGCGGGCGAGGGUUCAGCUCUCUGGAAGGCGAGUCUGGGGGCGUUCAAGACCGUCCUGGGCGACACCGACUGA